UCACCUCACUGCCCCUCUCACUCACUUGCACAUCAACCGCGCCCAAACGCGAACCCUAACUCGCUCAUCCACCACCAUCACCAUGUUGAUCCAGGAAUCCCACGUCGACGUCUCCGUCUCUGCCAAUGGCAAGGACAGCCCCAUGCGAAUCUACGUCUUCCACCCGACGAUCCCGGGAUAUCCCAAGGCUCGCUUCCCCGGCGUCUGUCUAUUCAGUGAAAUCUACCAAGUCACCGGCCCCGUAGCCCGCUUCGCCCGCCAAAUCGCUGGCCACGGCUACAUCGUCGCCGCCCCGUCGUCGUACCACGACUUUGUCGGCCCCGAGCCGCUGGCCUACGACGCCGCCGAUACAGAUCGCGGGAACCAGUUCAAGAUUCAAAAGACCCUCGACUCGUACGACGCAGACUCCCGCGCCACCGUCGACCACCUCCUCUCCCUCUCGACCUGCACUGGCCUCAUCGGCGCCACGGGCAUGUGCCUGGGAGGCCACCUCGCGGUCCGCGCUGCCCUCGACCCGCGCAUCACCGCCUGCGUCUCCUACUUCGCCACCGACAUCCACUCACGCACGCUCGGCCCCUACGAGGCGCCCAACGCGGCCGCUGCCCCUCCUCCGGGCUCCGCCCACACGCUCGACCUAUUCUCGCGCCUGCGCGGCGAAGUCGCCAUGAUCUUCGGCAUCAAGGACACCCACGUCCCCGACGCCGGCCGCGAUCUCAUCCGCGCCAAGCUGCGCGACGCCGGCGUCGUCUUUAGCUUCCACGAGUUCGCCUGGGCCCAGCACGCCUUCAUCAGGGACGAGCUGAGUAAGGGCCGCUACGACCCCGCCGUCACAAAGGUCUGCUUCGAGGUUCUGCUUGAGCUGUUUGGCAGGGUUCUCAAGACGGACCUCGGACCCCGUGACGGAGCGGUUCCUCCCCCAGAGCACGUGUGCUGAAUGUUUUGCGUAGUGGAGAAAAAGGCAUCAAUGUAAUAAUCACCAACGAACCCAUCGUGGUAAAAAUACUCUCGUCUCUUCCUUUAAUCUAUGGUAUCGUGAAGAUACACUCGUAAAACUCUACAGCCGAAUCGUUGUCGGCGAUGCCUCAGUAGGCAAUCCGGCCAAGCAUUGCCCGUCCGCAGCUGCUUGCUGCGCGGCACGCGUUAUGCCUCCACAUUAUAGUCCAA
Purpureocillium takamizusanense is the source of this 1164-nucleotide messenger RNA. RefSeq names its product Carboxymethylenebutenolidase. The record is from RefSeq and is a predicted model, not a curated record. Bases 83 to 934 code for a protein of 283 amino acids. Gene Ontology annotation, molecular function: hydrolase activity. The transcript has 6 exons. Lineage: Eukaryota; Fungi; Ascomycota; Sordariomycetes; Hypocreales; Ophiocordycipitaceae.